ACUGCGGCUGUCUGGUCCAAAUUCUGGCUUUGAAAUGAAAACACCAUAAAUUUUCAUUGAAACAUAUCUCUUCAAAGCCUUGUGACCUUGUCCCUAUGCUAUAUAUAUCACACACACCUCAACGCAUGUAUACAUUAUGGAGCUCCCACAACCACCACCAUCACCGACAAUAACACUUACACAACCAGAAGCACCAUUACCAUUUUCUUUCCUCUUCUAUCUCUUUCCUUCUCUCUGUCUCUCAGAUUCCUCAUCAGCAGUGCAACUGCAUUACAAAAUGUCUCUCAUGUCUGCCACUUACAGCACUUCCUCGUUUUUUCUACCGUCUGUUUCUGGUUUACCUUUCUAGUUCAAUCAGGAAAAAUAUACUCCUAUAUAAAAUCUCCUUUCACAUGUUUACCGCUCUUAUCUUCCAACCAUAGUGACACACUAGCAGCAGAAGCUUCGUGCAGAGUCAUAUAUAAGUAGGAAAAAAAAAGUGUCAACAUGUCACAUGUGUCACGAGAGUCACCAAUAAAAGUUCAAUACAUAUAACCGUUCGAAGGGGACUUACCUCUGCUUAAAGUUUUUUUAGCAGUCUCAACUGUAGCCUCUGGAGGAAUUCGAAAACACACACACACCAUGUCGUAUUCGUGUGUAAAAGACUUCUUGAAGAGGUUCUGUAUGGAUGAAUUUCCUAUGGAGGGUGUUCCUCGUAGCGGCAGCUUCCUCUCUAGUGAUCUCUUACCAUCACUUGGAGCCAGAAUCAACCAGGCAACUAAGCUUCGAAAAUACAUAAUUUCUCCUUUCAGCACCCGAUAUAGGGCUUGGGAGAAUUUACUGGUUGUUUUAGUCAUUUACUCUGCCUGGAUUUGCCCUUUCGAGUUUGCAUUUCUGCCUUACAAGCAAGAUGCACUCUUCAUCUUUGACAACAUUGUCAAUGGCUUCUUUGCCAUUGACAUCGUUCUCACCUUCUUUGUUGCAUUUCUCGACACCCAAUCCUAUCUUCUCGUCGAUGAACCUAAGAGAAUUGCAUUCAGGUACAUAUCUACCUGGUUUAUCUUCGAUGUCUGUUCCACCGCACCAUUUCAGUCUAUCAGCCUGUUGUUCACAAAACAUAGCGGUGAACUUGGGUUUAAACUGCUCAGCAUGCUCAGACUCUGGCGUCUCAGACGAGUCAGCUCCCUGUUUGCAAGACUUGAAAAGGACAUUCGUUUCAAUUAUUUCUGGACUCGUUGCAUAAAGCUCAUUUCUGUAACUUUGUUUGCUGUACACUUUGCCGGAUGCAUUAAUUAUCUGAUUGCAGACAGAUACCCUGAUCCAAAAAGAACCUGGAUUGGUGCAGUGAACCCAAGUUUCAAAGAAGAUGGUGUCUGGAAUAGGUAUGUGACAGCAAUUUACUGGUCUAUAACCACAUUGACAACUACUGGCUACGGAGACUUGCACGCUGAAAACCCAAGAGAGAUGCUGUUUGACAUAUUUUACAUGUUGUUCAACUUGGGCUUGACAUCUUACCUCAUUGGAAACAUGACAAACCUUGUUGUUCACUGGACCAGCCGCACCAGAAAUUUCAGAGAUACAGUGAGAGCUGCAACAGAAUUCGCAGCACGAAAUCAUCUGCCCCCUCCCAUACAGGAUCAGAUGUUGGCACACAUAUGUCUCAAGUUCAAAACAGAAGGAUUGAAGCAACAGGAUACCUUGAACGGUCUGCCAAAAGCAAUUCGUUCAAGCAUCGCACAGCAUCUAUUCUUGGACAUUGUUCAAAAAGUCUAUCUUUUCCAAGGGGUUUCUCAUGACUUCCUUUUCCAAUUGGUUUCCCAAAUGGAGGCAGAGUAUUUUCCACCCAGGGAAGAUGUAAUUCUGCAGAAUGAGACUUCAACAGAUCUUUACAUAAUGGUCUCCGGUGUGGUGGAUAUCCUGUGCAAUAUUGAUGAUGGGCAAGAAAAAGUUCUUGGAAAGGCAUUUGCAGGAGAUUCAUUUGGAGAGUUUGGAGUCUUGUGUUACAGGCCACAACCUUUCAAAGUUCGGACGACAGAGAUUUCUCAAAUUCUCCGACUCAACAGAACUUCACUGAUGAACAUCAUACAAACAAACGAAGAGGAUGGGCGCAUUAUCAUGAGCAAUCUUUUCCAGAAAUUGAAAGGGGAAGAAAGCUUAGGCUCUGAAUACCCACAUAAAGAUCCUGGACCGAUCCUGAGUGAAUGGCCUGAUGGAGGACCAAUUGGAGGAACCUGUUCACCUACAGGAUAUCAACAUAAUUCACAUGACGAUACACCAAUGCAGGAAGCAACAGGCAUACAUUUCCCGGGAUCAGAGUCUACAGAGCAGAGUGAAACAGACCAAAGUCAAAUGUUUAACAGAUCUGCUAUGGAUGUGCAUUUCAUGAAUGAGGAUGUCCAAAAAGCUCUUCAUGCUGCUAUUCAGAAGGGGCAUCUUGAGAUGGAGAAGAUUCUGCCGGAAGGAGGAGCAAAUGUAAAUAAACAAGAUGCUGGAGGAUGUACACCAAAAGCUAUAGCUGAACAGCAAGAAAACAAGUGCAUAAAUGACCUCCUACUAAGUUAUGAAAAUGGGAGGAAACUGGAAGAACACAGAAUAGAUUUAAUUGGCCCAGAAUCAGCUGACAACGGCAUGUAUAGUCAAAGCAGACUUAGAAGACAAGGCUGCCAAUCUGUUAACUCCCAAUCGAAAAAGAAACCCACAGACUUCUUAUCAACCAGAGUUAAUUAUCCUGGUGAUACAGACGUGAUUAAAUCGAUCAAGAAGAGAGUCACCAUCCACAUGCAGCUUCAACAUAACAGUUCAUCACAGAGGCAGCUUGCAAAGCUAAUAAUCUUACCCAAUUCGAUAGAGGAGCUGCUCAAAAUAGCUGGUGAGAAGUUUGGAGGCUACAAACCUACAAAAGUUAUUAAUGCGGAGAAUGCAGAAAUAGAUGACAUAAAUGUUAUUCGAGAUGGCGAUCAUCUGUUUCUCCUUUAAAACAACUGUGAAAAUCUGCAUUGCAAUGUGACCUAAUGUUUAUUCAAAGGCAAGGAUGUACACAUGCCAAUAGCUUGUAACUUUUAGCCAAUGAUUAAAGAGUUAGUAACAAAAAUUUGACUGCUUCAAGUGGUAA
Messenger RNA from Quercus robur (English oak), 3091 nucleotides. RefSeq names its product potassium channel KAT2. Bases 622 to 2955 code for a protein of 777 amino acids. Gene Ontology annotation, cellular component: membrane. Lineage: Eukaryota; Viridiplantae; Streptophyta; Magnoliopsida; Fagales; Fagaceae. The record is from RefSeq and is a predicted model, not a curated record. Gene Ontology annotation, molecular function: voltage-gated potassium channel activity; protein binding. Gene Ontology annotation, biological process: potassium ion transport; transmembrane transport. The transcript has 11 exons.